Molecule: messenger RNA, 1726 nt
Organism: Dermacentor andersoni
Lineage: Eukaryota; Metazoa; Arthropoda; Arachnida; Ixodida; Ixodidae
Biological process (GO): negative regulation of DNA-templated transcription
Cellular component (GO): nucleus
Molecular function (GO): chromatin binding; histone binding
Source: RefSeq, a predicted model, not a curated record
UCGCGCUUCGAAUCUGCUUGGAAGGUGCCAACGCCAGCUUUGCGCAAGUAGGGGCUGGCAACACACUCUAUGACCAUUACGCCGCAUUGCUUAGUUCUCUGAGAGGCCAGCAAUAAAUAAAUAUAUUGAAAGGACGCAAGUAAUCAAGCAAACUAGAUCAACGAAACCACCAAACCAGCCAUACCCAAUGCAAAACAAACAAGCGAGUGCGUAUCAGAGCUCUUCUCUUCUGAAAACUAGCCCUUGGCUUAUUCCCGGACAGACUUACUGCUACGCGACUAGCACACCCACAGCCAUGGUCACACACAUUGUUCAGCUUCCAAGCGGGCAGGCGUAGCAGACACGCGAGGCGUACGAGGCACCUCAAAACCAAGAACAGUUCGAAGGCAAAUGCGAAGGGUCAUUCUUAUACGGCACGGAAACGCCCAAAGUACAGAGCAAAUCAUCGGUUCUCUUAAUGCGCAUCCACGCGUAAACGUAGUUUGAGCCUGAGACCGCGGUUAAAAAUAGAAAACGAAACCAGACCCGACGCCAAGCGAUGCAGAUGUCAUCGUCAGCAGACUUUCAUCCGGGGCCUGACACGUUCCGAUGCGUUCCGCGUCGAACGGUCGUCAAUCCAGCGGGUUCGGAAGUAGACGCUGUUAGCGAAACUGCGCAAUAGGUGAGCGUUUUGUCGGGAACGCUGUCAACGCUGCCGUGCCCGCUGUCCGUGAACUCGACUGCCUGCACGGACGAUAAUCUCAUGGCUGCUUUUAACAUCGACUACACUCCUGCGAGCAGCGUCACCGUGCAUAGCCGGGCUGCGCCGCCGUACGACGGAAACCCGAUAGAAAUGCGCAGGUACUACUUCCACGGCACACUCGUCGACGUUCCGGUCGUUCUUGGUGGCACGCCGCAGCUAUUUGUUCGCAUCCCCUGCGGACUGAUGAUGACCAGCUUGCCGAACGGAGGGAUGGACGACAGGCCCCGGAGUCGGUUUGUUGUGCACUCCGUCCCUUGUUACUGCCCCGCGCUAGCUGGCUCCGGGCCGUUUCCAGCGGUUGCCGUGCCCGCCUACGGAGAGGUGGAACUGGCCGAGCAUGCCCCGAUUCAGGUUCCGAUGCUUGCUCAGGUGUCGCCGGCCAUCCCGGUUCAACACCUGGGUGUGUCCGAUGCCUCCGCCAUGCCCGUUCUACUGACACCAGUUUCAGCUGACGCCGACGCACUGUCGCAAACGCCGGUGACGGCCCUGAUGGGGACGCCAGCUGCUCGGGCAAUGAAGAAGCCGUCGGAGUGGACGGUGAACGAGGUCGCGGAGUUUAUAAGGCAAAUUCCGGGAUGCGCCCGCUACGUCCGAGUGUUCCGGGCACACCAGAUCGAUGGCGGCGCUUUGCUGCUCCUGUGCGAGCACCACCUUAUCUCGGUCAUGAACAUCAGCGUUGGCGCGGCCGUCAAGAUCCGCUCGGCGAUAAAGUGGCUGCGCCGUAAGGAGAAUGAAGGACCAGUGGGUCCAUAGUGAACCUUUGCCUCCCCCGUGUUAUGCUGAGUGUGUUCAUCAUCGCUUCUUUCGCUGACAGCAAGUCCGGUUGUUGUUAAUUCACAUUUUAUGGCCAAGUCGCGCAUAGACGCUAGUCACGAUUGGCGCUACGUUGCAGCCUGCCACGUGACGGCAUCGUUGUUCAGCGUUGCCGUGCGUUACUGUAAAAUGCUUUUAUUUCGCGAAAUAAAUUAUUUUGUGGGUCGUGUU